GAAUGGACCUUUACCGUCUAAUACUAUAAACAACUCUCGUCCCCUUUGCUCCCGCCCUCCACCCAUUCUUAUGGCAUUUCCUCUCACGUAUCGUCAACGAUAGCUAUAUCGCCUUCACUAUUACACAGGCUACACGAUAUCGAUUCUUUAUAAAGAAUGAGCGUUCGUGACGCUUACAAUGAACCCACGAUCACCAACGACGAUAUUUCUGGGCGGGAAGAAUCGAUGCCCCCGCCCUCCCUUGAUAACAAUGGAAGAGUUAAAAUCAAGCGGAAGGAGGUCAAGAAGAGUGGGUUUGGCUUGGCUUUAUUGAGCUUUCAGACCCUUGGCAUCGUUUACUCCGACUUAGGAACAUCACCGCUCUAUGUUUUGAAUGGUAUAUGGCAUAGUAAUGACAAUUCUCCUCCGAAGGAAGAUGUCAUUGGAGGUGUGAGCGCGAUUAUAUGGGCUUUAACACUCUUACCGUUGAUAAAAUAUGUUUUUAUCACUUUGAAGUUUGCGACUGAAGAAGGAGAGGGCGGUACUUUUGCUCUGUAUCAGGGCCUAUACUGCUCCUCGAGACCUAAAACUAGGGGAAUCUCCAAAACAUCAUUCAUGGACCGAUUACGGUGGCCCCUUUUGAUAUGGGCCCUUUUCGGAACCUCGCUGACAAUAGCGGAUGGCAUACUGACUCCCGCAGUCUCUAUCGUGGCUGCCAUCAGUGGAAUAGGUAUUCCUCACCCCCGGAUCUUGAAUAGCUUGAAGCCGAUAUCAAUCGCGAUAGUAGUAGUAUUUUUUCUCUGGCAACGGUUCGGGACAUGGAAGUUGGCUAUAACAUACGGGCCUAUUGCCUUUAUAUGGCUUCUCUUACUCGCAGUAACGGGGAUAUGGAAUAUAUGCCUAUAUCCUGGAAUAUUUCGUGCUUUCGACCCAUCGCGAGCUAUAUUGUUCUUCAUUCGAACCAAAAAUUAUGAGCUCCUUGCCGGCGUGCUCUUGGCUUUGACUGGAUGCGAAGCUAUGUUUGCAUGUGUCGGCCAUUUCAAUGCGCUAUCCAUUCAACUCUCUUUCACCCUCUUCGUGUACCCCGCGCUCGUCCUCACAUAUCUUGGUCAAGGUGCUGCUCUUAUCGUCAAAGGCAACGUGGUCCUGGACAAUAUUUUCUAUCAAACAAUACCAGGACCCGUAAACGGACCACUUUUCUGGAUUAUGUUCACGAUGGCCAUUCUUGCAGCGAUAAUUGCUUCGCAAUGUCUGGUCACUGCAACUUUCAGUCUAAUUCAGCAACUCGUUAGCGCAAAUUGCUUUCUCCCUCUCCGUAUAUACCACACUUCCAACACCCACCAGGGCCAGAUUUAUGUGCCUGCGGCUAAUUGGUUGCUUAUGAUCGCCUGCAUCAUCGUUCUCGCAGCUUUCUCGGACACAAGGAGUCUGUUGAACGCUUUCGGAUUCGCAGCUGCCACGGUGAUGUUUACGACAAGUGUUCUGCUUGCCGUUCAAAUGCACGUGGUGAAACGGUGGCCAGUCAUCGUGGGAGUCGUGUACUUGCUCACUUUUGGCGCCCUGGAUGCGCUGUUUUGGGGCGCAUCGUUCGAGAAAGUACCCCAUGGUGCUUGGGUUCCCCUGAUGAUCGGUCUCAUUUUGACAGUACUGAUGUGUCUAUGGGCUUGGGGGAAGACACUUGAAGAUCGCUUUGACGGGAAAAAUGUGUUGGAGUUGCCUGGGUUUGCAGUUGAGCAGGACCGUGCGCUCGCUCAACUGGCACAAGAGCUUACACUCGCUGAUGAUGCGUCGGGGGAGCAUUACGCUUUUUACGUGCCGGAAGUCACAGAGACGGCUGCUGUACGGGACAUGGUUGGGCUCUCUCGCGUCAGAGCAAGAGGAGACAGGGAUGUCAAGUAUGACAAUCGCGAGCUUAUGCGAAUACCUACUUGUGCUGUGUUCCAUCGCUAUGUCGCAGGAAGAGGUUUUCCUCAUGCCUUUUCUGCUUUCGUACGGCAAUGGCCUGGGGUCCCCCAAGUGUUGAUUUUCCUUUCUGUAACUAUUUUGCCCACUCCGAGCGUCCCUGAGCAUCAACGGUAUAUCGUUUCAAAACUGGGUUCAAUGGAAGGGUUUUAUUCUAUCACUUAUCAACUAGGAUUUCGCGAUCCAUUUGACGUUAAGGUCGAUAAUCUGUUACCUGCACUAUAUUCAUUUGAAAGAGAACACGACCCGGAGUAUGGAGACGUGGCUAUUGAAAGACUAAAAGCAGUGUCGGGUUCCUUAACCCAUAUUGUUCCACAGUAUAAUUUGAAAAGCCGUGAUGUCUUUGCGCCGUCAAGAGGGGGCUUUGUUUUGAACUGGAUUCGUAGAUAUUUGAUAGAGGAUGUUUAUCAACGUCUGUCCGUGAUGUUUCCGGAUACGAUAAACUGGCGUACUGCGCCAGAUCAGUUGGUUCAUGUUGGAAUAACUGCUGUCAUCUAGUAUUGCACUUCGAUUGUAUUAAUGGUUACGCUCCCACAGGUGUGGGCUGUACGACUUUAGGGAUGGACCGCUUGGUACGAUAUCAAUGUAUACUUACCUAUGACGCUGGAUAGACCUUGUUGCGUGUUUUCUAUCAUUUAGGGUAUGUUCACAGCGUAGAAAACUGAUGAAUGUUGGUGACAAUCCUAAGUUUGAACGUUUGAACCCCCGC
This is a messenger RNA of Marasmius oreades (fairy-ring Marasmius), 2650 nucleotides long. RefSeq lists its product as uncharacterized. Lineage: Eukaryota; Fungi; Basidiomycota; Agaricomycetes; Agaricales; Marasmiaceae. Bases 157 to 2439 code for a protein of 760 amino acids. Gene Ontology annotation, biological process: potassium ion transmembrane transport. The transcript has 25 exons. The record is from RefSeq and is a predicted model, not a curated record. Gene Ontology annotation, cellular component: membrane. Gene Ontology annotation, molecular function: potassium ion transmembrane transporter activity.